AUGAACAGGGAGCAGAAGAAAAGAAUUACACAGAACAUCACUUGUCUGAAAGAAAGACUGAUUGACCUUGACCCAAUUCUCGACCUCCUGAUAGAGCGGGAUGUUCUCACAAUGGGACACAGGAACCAGAUCGAACAAAUUGCUUGUCCCACCAACCAAAGGAAGUUCAACGAGUUUAUAUCAGUUCUGUUGGCCUCUCCCGAACCCAGUGCUUACCAUGUAUUUAUCGAGGCUCUACAGGCAGAGAGACAUCAAUUCAUCGUGGAUAAACUACAAAACACGGUCGUCAAGGAGAACCCGUACCAGAUCCCGAGAACAUCGGCAUACAUACCUGGAAGCCGCGAGGCGAGGCCAAGCAGUCGUCAAGCAGUCGUUCAUCAUCAGACAAGAAAUGUGAAUGAGGGCGCUGGUGCUGCUUCUGGGACACAUCGCGUGCCUAAUAUGGUCCAACAAGACAUGACCUUUCAGAUGACUAAUGUGCUGGCCCAGUUUUGUGAGAAAAUGACAGAAAACUUCGCAGUGCAGUUAGAGAAAGAGCGUCGCCAUUAUCAAGAAGACAUGGACAAGCGAAUUGAGGAAAAGUUUAAUUUGUUUCAGCAGGAUUGGUGUGACCAGAAGGACGAACUGCUUCAGAGGAACGAGGAAGCCAUUAAUCAUCUCAAAGAAUGUGUAGAUAAACUCCAUCAGUCCAACGUUGAGUACCAACGUCUGAGGGAGAAAUACGAGAAAUUGAAAAGCACACAACGCGAGAUGAGAGACAAGGAAAAUGAACGAUGGAAAAAACUGACUCAAAUGAACAUGGAUAAUGUAGGUCUACGUAAGGAAAAUGAAGAGUUGCGUCGCAGAAUAUCAGGUCUUCAGGACCAGGUUCUUGAUUUAAAUGGUGAAGUUCGAGUUGCCAGGGAUAAUGAAAAUCAGGAUAGAGCAGAAAUCGAACGAUUGACAGUAGAGAACACGAAACUAGAACGUGAACUGGAAGACAAGGUGAGAGAGGCAGAAAAAAUCAAACAGGAAGCAGAAGAAAUGUACGCCAAAAUACAAACGGAUAUUACGUCACAGAGGCAUAAUUCAGCAGAAAGUGAAUAUAAAGAGGCUUUGGAGAGACAAAACACCAAGCUGGAUGCCAUAUUUGCCGCCAUGGAUGACCUGAAAUCUUCAGACAAAGCGAUCUCACCAAAAACACUGGUGCCGCGCACAGUGACCAUUGGUGUAAACAUGCCACAGCGAGGUCAGAAGACAACCAAAAAGUAA
This is a messenger RNA of Ylistrum balloti, 1251 nucleotides long. RefSeq lists its product as uncharacterized. The record is from RefSeq and is a predicted model, not a curated record. The transcript has 3 exons. NCBI's taxonomy places the organism in Eukaryota, Metazoa, Mollusca, Bivalvia, Pectinida, Pectinidae. Gene Ontology annotation, biological process: regulation of apoptotic process. Bases 1 to 1251 code for a protein of 416 amino acids.